This is a messenger RNA of Thamnophis elegans (Western terrestrial garter snake), 930 nucleotides long. RefSeq names its product olfactory receptor 4M1-like. The transcript has a single exon. Gene Ontology annotation, biological process: G protein-coupled receptor signaling pathway. Lineage: Eukaryota; Metazoa; Chordata; Lepidosauria; Squamata; Natricidae. Gene Ontology annotation, molecular function: olfactory receptor activity; G protein-coupled receptor activity. The coding region runs from base 1 to 930 and encodes 309 amino acids. Gene Ontology annotation, cellular component: membrane. The record is from RefSeq and is a predicted model, not a curated record.
AUGGAAAAUGUAACUUAUUCAGAAGUAACUGAAUUUGUCCUCCAGGGAUUAUCACCAAUCUGGGAGAUACAACUAUCCUUAGGUGUUGUCCUGCUGCUCUUCUAUAUUAUGCUCCUCCCUGGGAAUAUUUUUAUCAUUGUGACAAUUCUGAAGACUCCCUCUUUGAAAUCCCCCAUGUUUUUCCUUUUGGCCCACCUGGCCUUCCUGGACAUCAUCUACAGCUUUGUCACCCAUCCAAAGCUUCUCCUUAACAUCAUUUUUGGUUGCCGAACCAUCUCCUACUUGGGCUGUGUCAGUCAGAUAUUUUUCAUUCAUUUUCUAGGAGGAUCUGAGAUGUUCCUCCUCAUUGCCAUGGCUGUUGACCGGUAUGCAGCCAUUUGCCAUCCAUUGCACUAUGCCACCAUGGUAACCAGUGUCACCUGCUGGGCUAUGAUAGUGGCUUCAUGGCUGGGAGGCUUCCUACAUUCCAUCAUCCAAGUGAUUCUCAUAAUCCCACUUCCAUUCUGUGGCCCCAAUGAGUUGAAUAAUGUCUUUUGUGAUGUCACCCAGAUCAUCAGAUUAGCUUGCACCAAUACCCACACUCUAGAAUUCCUCAUGUUUGCUAGCAGUGGCCUAAUGAGCAUUGCAUGCUGCAUCUUCCUCCUCAUGUCCUAUGGGGCCCUGAUGUUGAAAGUAAGAAUGGGCUCCAGUCCCAGGAAAAGCAAAGCCUUUUCUACCUGCGUCACUCACAUCAUCAUCAUCAUCAUCAUGUUCAGCCCAGCCAUCUAUAUCUACUGCCACCCUUUUCAAGAAUACUCUUUCGACAAAGCAGUGGCUUUUUUUCACACGGUGGUCUUUCCCUUGAUGAACCCUGUUGUCUAUACCUUGAGGAACAAGGAGAUCCAAGCUGCCAUGUGGAGACUGCUCAACAAUAUUCGUUUUAUCUAUUAG